AUGGAGGCGAAGCUGCAGAAACGACUGGCAGCAGCGUCGCAGACCGGGAAGGAGGACGCGACGAGAGACGUGGAGCAGAAAACAGCAGAGGAGCUGAGGGUAAGGACAGAGGAGAAGCGAGCGCUGACCGACGAGCUGCGAGAGCUGCGGAGAAGGCAUGCGGAGGUCCUGGAGGAGCUGAGGAGUAGCAAGGAGGAGGCGCAAGGGCUCAAGGACAAGCUCAAGAGAUGUAAGGACAGGUCCACCAAGACAGACUCCGACGUCGCUGCCCUCAAGUUCGCCAUGCAGGAGGCCGCGAUCGAGCUCAAGCGAUUACAGGCGAGGCUGGUCAGCGAGGAGGAACAUGCGCAAGAACUGCAUGCUCGCUUGACGGAGACGGAGAGGGAGAGGAUAGAGGCGAAGGAGGAUGCGGCGAAGUUGUCGGAGGCCCUAGAGGAGCUGAGGCAGGAACACGAUGGGCUAAAGAGAAGACUGCGCGCGAGCGAGGAGGAGAGGACAUACCUGCAGCAGGCGAACCAGAACAACGCCAAUGCUGCUGAGGCAGCACACAGGAGAAGGAUGAAGAGCAUGGAGGAGAGGCACGAGGAGGAGAGGCAGGAGCUGGGAAGGGCAUUGAGGAUGAGUCAGAAGCAGCUCGACUGGGCCCAGCAGGAGCUGCUGACGCUCGAGGCGACGAGGAACGAGCUGGAGGGAUGCAGGCAGCGGCUGCAGGAGACCUCGAGCGACCGAGAGGCCAUGGCGCGAGCAGCAGAGAAACUCAGCUCGCUCAAGGUUCGUCUUGGGGGAGGAUACGAGAGCGUCUCCUCUCACUUCUGGAGAACCUUCAGACGACUGCGGGCGGCCAUGAACAAAGGAGAGGAGGAGAGUGUCGAGAGAAGCGUACGGAGAACGAGUAUGAGCCAAAACCUUUCCCUGACCUCAAUCAAGUCCUUCUCCACUGCGCUGGCGAACGGGAGAGCGGAGGAGGAGGAGGAGGAGGAGGAGAGGGUAGCGAGGGAGGAAUGGGAGUGGGAGGAGGAGAGCAAGUACAAUCCUCGAUCAGCGUCUCAUCGUUUGCAACUAGGCACGCAGGUUCUCAGUCUUCAUAUCUAG
Guillardia theta CCMP2712 is the source of this 1092-nucleotide messenger RNA. RefSeq lists its product as hypothetical. The transcript has a single exon. The record is from RefSeq and is a predicted model, not a curated record. Lineage: Eukaryota; Cryptophyceae; Pyrenomonadales; Geminigeraceae. The coding region runs from base 1 to 1092 and encodes 363 amino acids.